Molecule: messenger RNA, 2556 nt
Organism: Cryptomeria japonica (Japanese cedar)
Lineage: Eukaryota; Viridiplantae; Streptophyta; Pinopsida; Cupressales; Cupressaceae
Exons: 15
Coding region: 354-2315 (653 amino acids)
Source: RefSeq, a predicted model, not a curated record
AGUGCUGGGCAAGAUAAGUGUACUUUUCAAAUUAAAUGCGAUCAACACGUUGAACUUGCCAAUCACAACACGCACUGAAAGUCAAGAGGACAUUCUUUAGAUGAAUCCCUUCAAGCCGGGCAAAAUCAUAAUUUAAUUUUAAGACGAAGUCAAAAGCCGCUGAUAAAAUAUAAUUCUGCAGAUAAAUUUCUGCUUCAUUUUUUUAACUUCGAAAAUAAAUUUCUGCUUCAUUUUUUACCUUCGAAGAAUUUCGUAAGAUCCUUGUUUUUGCCGUCAUUGGCUUCUGCAAUUUGAAAAAUUUGGGUUUUAAAUAUUCUUGCUCUCAAAUUCAGUGAAGGAUUUUGUAAGUGAAAAUGGAAGAGCUGUCAUCAAUACAACGGUAUGCGGCGGGCGCAUUGUUAGCCUUAGCACUUCGCGAAGCGCAAGUUUAUCAACUCUCUCCUGUCGGGUUUAAUUAUCCUUCAGAUGACGAAGACGGAGCCCAUGCACAGGCAACAGAUAUACCUCAGUACGAGCUCUGGAUUAACGAGAGAUUUGGUCUCCUUCGUCCUGUUUUCAGGUACUUGAAGAUUGAUGAUAAAGCCUGGCCUGGACUUGAGGAGACAGCCAUGACAUUCCCUGCCAGACAUCAUAUUGGAGCAUUUUUGAGGAUACUUUCUGAAGAAGAGAAGGAUGAAAAGCCGUCAUCAUCAAUAGGGGCAAAUUCAGAGAUUGAAUUGGCCAAUGCAAUAGAUGCAAUGUCAACAAGCUUUGAGAGGACCCCACUUUUGACUGGCAAAAGCAGCAGAAAUUAUGGAGCAUCCAAAACCCAGAGAGCUGAAACAAAUGAUUAUGGAAAUUCCAUGGAAGGAGCUAGCAGAUUGUGUGAGGCAAAUCCAGAAGUUUGUCAGUCAACUCCAGCAGGGCUGAACAACAGAUCUGAUGAGAAUGAAACAAUAACAGAAGGGAAGCUAUUAACAAAUCAGAGAAAAGUGGCAGUUUUGUUUGAGCUGUUGGCUGCUUGUGUUGCUGAUACGUUUGAAGAGAAAAAAAAGAAGUCAGUGUUGAGAAAAGGAUACGAUGCUCGACAUCGUGUCAGUCUCCGGCUGUUGGCUACAUGGCUUGAUAUCAAGUGGUCAAAAGUGGCAGCAAUGGAACUUAUGGUUGCAUGCUCAGCAAUGGCUGCACUGAAGGAGAAAGAAGCCCAAGAACAGGAGGAGAAGGCAAAAGGUGGUCAAUGGUCAAAGUGGAAGCGUGGUGGCAUAAUUGGGGCUGCAGCUUUGACUGGAGGGGCUUUGUUGGCUAUUACUGGAGGUCUGGCAGCACCAGCUAUUGCUGCAGGGUUGACUGCUUUGGCACCCACAUUGGGUACAAUUGUACCUAUCAUUGGUGCUAGUGGGUUUGCUGCAGCUGCAACUGCAGCAGGUUCAGUUGCUGGUUCUGUUGCUGUCGCUGCUUCAUUUGGAGCUGCUGGAGCUGGCCUUUCGGGGGUUAAAAUGGCAAGGAGAACAGGUGGCAUUGAAGAAUUUGAAUUCGAACCCAUUGGAGAAAAUCAUCAACAAGGACGUCUAGCAGUUUGCAUCCUGGUUUCUGGCUUUAUUACUGAACAAGAGGACUUUACAAGGCCAUGGGAAGGACAUGAUGGUGAUCUUGAGAGAUAUGCUGUUCGUUGGGAAUCAAAGAAUUUGAUUAUCCUUAGCACUGCAAUACAGGACUGGUUAACAUCAAAUAUCACAACCGAAUUAAUGAAACAAGGGGCGAUGCUUACAGUGUUGAGCACACUUGUAGCCGCCUUGGCUUGGCCUGCUGCGUUACUUUCUGCCACAAGUCUAAUAGAUGGAAACUGGGCAAUAGCUGUGGACAGAUCAGACAAAGCUGGAGUUCUUCUUGCUGAAGUUCUUCUCAAGGGGUUGCAGGGUAACAGGCCUGUGACACUAAUUGGAUUCUCACUGGGAGCACGGAUGAUAUUCAAAUGUCUACAGGAGUUGGCCAAAAAAGAGGAAAGUGCUGGUAUAGUAGAAAGGGUUGUUCUCCUCGGAGCACCUAUUCCGCUUGAUAAGGAAAGUUGGCAAACCGCCCGGAAGAUGGUAGCAGGACGAUUUAUAAAUUGCUACUCAACAAAUGAUUGGAUACUUGGCAUUACAUUCCGUGCAAGCCUUCUCACACAAGGAUUGGCUGGAAUUCAACCAGUGGACAUUCCUGGCAUUGAAAAUGUUGAUGUAACAGCAGCAGUAGAUGGACACUCUUCUUAUCUCUCAGUUGCCUCUGAAAUUUUGAAGGAAAUUGAACUGGACAGUUUUUACCCAGUUUUUUCAGCCAAAUUUCAUUCACGAUAAUGAAGGUUGAUCAUUUGUAAAUAAAACAUUCGAGAAGUCAGGAAAGAUGGUUCUCUUCCUAUAUUAGCUCAUAAAUCAUUUCCAUCUAUAGCAGCAGCUACAUGCUUUAAUAAUGCAUUGCUUUGAAAACACGCCCCCAAAUUUAUUUGCUGUGUGAAAACAUAUCUACCACACCUCAAGUUAUUGUAUGUAAAUCUUGUUAAUAAUGCCUUCUAUAAUAGUAAAUGUCAUCUCAAUUUAA